UGUUUUCGUCGUUUCGUGUGGUUGCUCGCUCUGGUCCCUCAGUUGUUUUCCGAAAUCGGUAUCAGUGAGGCAAGUAAGCAUGCUUGUUGACAUCGCCAGCGUCGCGCUGCGAACUCCUGCCUCGCGAACGAGAUUGCUCGCGGAUUAGUCGGACGCGCAUUAUAUAAGCGUCACGUCGUGCUUGUUUCCCAGCUAGCGCCGCGACAACUUUCUCGCCGCGCAGUACACAACGCCGUUUUCGAGCGUAACCAGGCCAGACAAAGGGCGCCUAGCGAUGGACACCAGGAGGUAGUGUUGUGAUAAGCAUAAACACACAACAAACAGAAACAAAAGCAAGCGAAACAACGAGAAGAUGCAUCGUGCAAUGUUUGCAUCUGCUUCGACGGCGCUCGGUGGAGUGGAGUUGGACAAACCUGAAAGGGAAGCGAUUCAUUCGGGACAGUUUAUGGUCUCGCAUUUUGAGGCCGAAGCACAGGAUGACGAAGAUGAACUUGCGGUGCCUGUGCCAGAAGUUGCCGAAAUCAAGAACGAAUUCGAAAUUGUGCCAAUCGCGAAAAGCGACCCCAACAAACAGAAGCUGAACACAUGCAGGAAACUCAUAAUCAGACCCCCAAUUGGUAUUGAUACCAGUUUGGCGAAACUCUUUCAAUGCAUGUCGCUUGCAUACAGGCAAAAACUAACUUCACCCAAAUGGAAUCGGUUCCGUGGCAUACGACUGCGCUGGAAGGACAAAAUACGACUGAACAACGUCAUUUGGAGAUGCUGGCACAUGCAGUUCAUAAAGAAGCGCAAUACGAUGAUUUGCCAAUUUGCGUCGCCGCUAGAUGUCGACACGCACAACAAACCGGAGGCGGUUGUGCUCGAGGGUAAAUAUUGGAAGCGUAAAUUGGCGGCUGUUACCGCUGAGUACAAGAAAUGGCGAAUGUUUUAUCGCAAUCAAGUGAUGGGACACAACAAAGAUGCUGCAGACAUGCUCGAGUUAGAAUUGUUAUCAUGGAAUGCGCAACCAAUGGACGAGAACAUGAUGGUGGAUGAGGAUUACAUGGGGUUGAUGAGUGAUACUUUUUCGACGAUAACAAAUCAACCGUUUCCUUUUCCCGAUACUCGAGAAAUUGCGAAAGCUGGUUUGGCCGAUUUUAUCCAACCGAGCUUGGGACCUCUGCAGCCCAAUUUGGAGGACUACAUGGAUACAUUUGAACCAUUCCAAGAUUUGAUUUGUGGAAGACUUGCUACUGUACCUGAAGAACACCACCAGGCUGUUGCUUUUAAAAACGACAUGUGGUACCCGGAUUAUGGGAACUUAUCAAGUAGCAGUAUACCAGUUCAUCCACCUGUAAACCUUCCAAUCGAAACAUAUCCAAUGCAACCGCCUCAGCUGCCACCACCUCCACGACCCCAACAUGUCCCUGUAAAGCCGCCACCGACGCUGGACUACGCUGACCCUGCCAUGUUUGCGCCGAUGAUCUCAAAACCACCGCAACCCACACAGCGUAAAGCGCAUUCGAUGGAUCUUGUGCCUAUGCCUACGAAACCUUUCAUGUCGCACGUCAACCAAGUGAACCAAAUUAACCAAGUCAAUAUUGCAGCGAGUCCUAGUUAUACUUCUAAUCAAAUUCAAGAUACUCAUGAUAUGGGCAAUUACAAAAUGCCCAAUUCCACACAUUUAGCGCAGCAACCACCGACGCAAAGCUAUAAAUUUGGGGCGCCGACGUUGCCCAGCAUUAAAUUUACAUCACAAACCACUUCAGGUGGUAACGACGCUCAAUCGCAUUUUAAUUCGCAUUCACUUGAAGCCAAAAAAGACGACAAUAAGGUUGUAAAACCACGAAACGCAAGAGGCAGGCCACGCUCAAGAUCCAACACACGUGAACCUUUAAAAAAGCCGCCGCUCCUCUCGGCCGUCAGUGAUCCAUCGCUUAUCACUUCCAGCAACAGUGCCUUGUUGACGCAGCUACUUAAAAAUAACGACGGUGCUUCGACGUUGAGCGCAUCGCGGGUUAUUAUGCCGCUUGAGCGCAAAAGCGCCAGUUUUGUGCGCGUUAAAGAGGAGGUGACACCAAUCUCCAUUUUGCCACAACCUGCGCCCACGACCCUUAUACUCACACCCGUGAGUAUGACACCAAUACGGCAGACAGUCAACAUUGAUCCUUUAAUGAUCAACACAAUAAAUGCAUCGAACAGUAGUCCAGGUCUUCCAGAAACAUGUCUAAAUUCACCCACCCCAUCGCAGGAUUCGAUGGGCAGCCCAACUCGUGAUUCAAGUCGGGAUUCUCGACGCGCUGGUCAUAUCCAUGCCGAACAAAAACGACGCUAUAAUAUUAAGAACGGUUUCGAUAUGAUCCACUCGCUUAUUCCGCAUUUAAAUCAAAAUCCUAAUGCUAAAUUAAGUAAAGCAGCUAUGUUACAAAAAGGUGCAGAGUAUAUAAAACAAUUACGAGCUGAGCGAAACAUGCUUACCGAAGAAAUGGACAGUUUAAGACAACAAAUUGAGGCGUUAAACACUUCGAUUAGUAACUGCCAAUCACUGUUGCCCGCAACCGGCGCACCAGUCUCGCGCCGGCGCGAUAACAAACUACAAGAAAUGUUUGACGAGUACGUGCGCACGCGGACGGCGGAAGACUGGAAAUUCUGGAUUUUCAGCCUUCUUUUCCGACCACUUUUGACGACAUUCAACAAUGUGGUAUCCACGACGAGUAUGGAUGAUCUGUACAGAUCAACGAUGCUUUGGGUUGAGCAGCAUUGUACUUUAGUUGAUCUUCGACCAAUUGUUCUCAAUUCUUUGAGAUAUGUAUGCACCAAAACUGAUAUUCUAUCAGAGCCUGAAAAGCUACCCGAGGAAGCUCGCCAGAUGGUCCAGUCAACCCAUAGUCAUCCCGCGCAAUAAUCACACAUACACGCACACACACACAAACCCAGAAUAUGAAACAAAUGAACGUACAAAGUAAGUAAAGCGGAACACAUGAGAUACAAUAGUGAGAAUGUGAGUUUGUUAUGAGAGUUUAUAUAUUUGGUAAAGCGGCUUCGAGAAACAAAAUCACGUUUGGAUUCUUGCCAUAUAUUUGUUGCAAUUUAUUCAAUUUUAUAUACAUAAUACAAAAAGAA
This is a messenger RNA of Dalotia coriaria, 3102 nucleotides long. RefSeq names its product MLX interacting protein mondo (gene Mondo). Gene Ontology annotation, cellular component: nucleus. The record is from RefSeq and is a predicted model, not a curated record. Gene Ontology annotation, biological process: regulation of transcription by RNA polymerase II. Lineage: Eukaryota; Metazoa; Arthropoda; Insecta; Coleoptera; Staphylinidae. Gene Ontology annotation, molecular function: RNA polymerase II cis-regulatory region sequence-specific DNA binding; DNA-binding transcription factor activity, RNA polymerase II-specific; protein dimerization activity.